CGUUCAGUCUGUCGUACAUAGAACCCACAGACCCCCGACAUGUUGCCCAUCUAUCUAUUAAUUCAACCUGGAGUAGGAAGUUCAGGACUCAGGAAUGUACCAAUCAGAGCUGAGUCUGGAGCAGGAGUGUGUUUUUAUGUGCAGUCUUCUGUCUCUCCAUUAGUGGUCACCAUCGAUCAUACAUCAGUUAACCAAACCAUCCUAAACAAUAACAUGUUAGGAUGACUUUCACUACAUGACUUUGUUAGAGUUCUCUCUGUGUACAUUCUCCAUCAUCUGCUCCACAGCGUUUGUCCUGAUAAUUCUGCUUCACACAAAAGCUUCUUGCUUUUUUCAAUAGCAGCAGCAAAUUAUUCUGGGAUGUUUUUGCUGUUUUAAUCAUCCAUCCUUUAUCUAUCCAUUACAAAGUCGUUACAAUAAAGAAUGUAAUAGUAGAACUACUACAGAUGGGUGAGGAAAUGUUUAAAACUUCUGUGGUUCCAGAUUUUUUUAAAUUCCUUCUUUAUCACUGGCCACUAAAGAAAUCCUCGUGUCAUUGUGUAUUUUUGUGUUGCUGUUCCUACACAGCCAGUGAAAAGCACUGAGUUUGUUGUUGUUAACUGAUAGACCGGCCUCAGUCCUGGUUCUUGUUGGUCCACAUUGUCACUGAGGCACCAGCUAACUGCAUUUCCUCCUCUGACAGGCAGGGGGCAUAUGGCCGAACAUCUCAUGAUCCCGAUGAACCACGGCUCAGCGGGGCCCGGCCUCCACGGGUACAGGAUGGGCAUGAACGGUGGUCUGCAGGCGGGUCACCAGCAGCAUGCCAACCAGCAGGGCAUGAGGGCGAUGCCCAGUGGUCAGAUGAUGCAUUACAGCGGAGCCCAAGCCAACAUGGAGCCCACACUGAGGCAGCGGCAGGGCAUGGUGGGCCCGCCCAUGAAUGGACAGCUGAACGGGGCACAGAUGGGUCACCACCAGAUGACCUCUGGCAACAUGAUGUUCAACGGCCAACUCCAGCAGCAGCACCAUCCUCAGCAGCCGCAGCAGCAUCAUCAUCCGCAGCAGCAACACCACCCGCAGCAACAGCAGCAGCAUCACCCGCAGCAGCAGCAUCACAUGCAUGCACAACAGCACCAGCAGCAGGCCCAGCACUCCCAGCAGCAGCAGCAGCAGCAGCAGCAGCAGUUCAUGAACGGAGGCCUUACGUCCCAGCAACUCAUGGCCAGCAUGCAGCUGCAAAAACUCAACACGCAGUACCACGGACAUCCACUGGGGCCUAUUGCUGGAAACCACUUGGGUUCUGCAAACCAGUACCGUAUGAACCCUGCUCAGCUGGCAAACAUGCAGCACAUGGCCGGACCGGCACUGGCCUUAAAUGGCAUGGACGCCGACAUGAUCGACGAGGAGGUCCUGACCUCCCUGGUCAUGGAGCUGGGCUUGGACCGAGUCCAAGAGCUGCCAGAACUUUUCCUGGGCCAGAAUGAGUUUGACUUCAUUUCAGACUUUGUCAGCAAACAGCAGCCCAGCACCGUCAGUUGUUGAGAGGACCUCACGUCGGUGACGUGGUCGGAUAAAGGUGCUCAGUACGUUUGGUGGAACCUUCUCUGUACCAGUGAAACUACAAGGUCCAGCACAGGGAGCUCAACGGAGAACACUGGCUCUCCUUUUAUCCACUGAUUUUUUUUUUUUCCCCAGGAAAUGAAUGUAGUAAAUGAUGAUUUAAAAGCCACUCUGAACAAUGCUAUGACACUGUGUAGCUCCUACACCUGGACAGUUCACUGGUAAAAAAAAAAAAAAAGCUGUUUCUAUUUAUUCCUCUGUAAAAAGAAAGUAACUGUACAGAAACCACGCCCCCUCCAGGAAGUGGCUUCGCCGAGGACAGCGGCUCCGGCGCCGCGUCGUUCCUCUCGGAGCCUGGUUGACAUGGGGUGUCACAUGAGAAGCGUCCAUCACGGUGUAAUCUGAUUGUUUCGUUGGGGUUUUUUUUAAACAGAAUGAUUGACUUUUGAGUAAAGCGCUGCCUUUUAGUCGUCGUCCUCUCAGAAGAACCUCCUGUUGUUCUGUACCACGCUGUAAACCAUGUCCACACUGUCUGUGUUCUACUGGAGAACGUAGAACCGCCUUAAUCACGCAGAUUCUAAUUUAUUGGUUGUUUAUGUUGUCCCCUUCUCUGUGGUCAAGGUGGGUGGGGUUCCUGUUGGGUGAGGGGAGGGGUGAUGAAUAAAGAUGGCCUGGUUAGAAUUGUGA
Messenger RNA from Cynoglossus semilaevis (tongue sole), 2226 nucleotides. RefSeq names its product cbp/p300-interacting transactivator 3-like. The record is from RefSeq and is a predicted model, not a curated record. The transcript has a single exon. Bases 694 to 1521 code for a protein of 275 amino acids. Gene Ontology annotation, cellular component: nucleus. NCBI's taxonomy places the organism in Eukaryota, Metazoa, Chordata, Actinopteri, Pleuronectiformes, Cynoglossidae. Gene Ontology annotation, molecular function: transcription coactivator activity. Gene Ontology annotation, biological process: regulation of DNA-templated transcription.